AUGUUCAAGUUGUUCAUCAGAAACGGAGUGCCGCGGCUGCCUGGAGACGUGACCUUGCCCCACGACACCCGCUUCAUUGAUUGGGUGGCUGUGGUCUAUAGUUAUAUCCCGUUUGUGAUUCCCUUGCUGGUCUUCUGCGAACUCCUCAUUACUCGAGGAACGCGACAGCUUUCCAUCUUGCUUUUCACAGGCAUGACCACCUUGGCCAACGAGCUUUUGGUGAAGCCGUUUUGCGCCUUGCCACGCCCUGGAGCCCUUGGCCCUGCUCCUGGAGUUUUGACCAACUCCUUGGGCGAACAUGCCGGCAGCUGCAACACCUCCUGUGGGAUGCCCUCCUCACAUUCCACCAUGGCCAUAGGCUUUCUUAUGCUGACCAUGUUUGAUGGCAUCAUUCGAGUGAAGCCCGACACCUUUUUGCUCUCACAGGAAGAGGUCGAAAUGCAACAAACGCUCAGGGAGAUGAUCUCGGUCACGCCACUAGCACCCAAGCGAGUGAUGGGCAACACGGAGUUCUUGGGCUUCUUCUUCACCUGGAUGAUUCUGCUGGGCAUGCUACAGCACAACUACGCUCCAGUGGCCAUGCGCGUUUUCGUGCGCUGCCCCAGAUUGGCCGAUCCGUCUAGCGUUGUUUUCACUUCAAAGAAGCGAAUCGGACGGCGCCAACCAAGUGCCAAAGGCGCUCGGUCAAAGGUGCUCCACGGCCAAAGUGCUGUGGAGGAGGCGAGUUUGCAUCCUGUUUUGGUUGCCAUGCGACAUGCCGCCCUUGUCCUGGUCGCAAUAGCCUUUUUGAGUGUGCACAGUCAGCGCUUGUACCACACGGAUGGUGCUUGGGCUGCUUUGAUCGAUGGAGCUGUGACCACCUGGGGUGACCCAGAGCGUGGUGGUGUUUCGCUUGGCGACACCGGUGUCCUCGACGACGUGGUCGACCUCGUCGCGACGUCUAGUGCCUUCGUCGCCUUGAAGAGCGAUGGAUCACUCGUGUCCUGGGGCCGUGCCGACGAAGGAGGCACCGUGCCGAACAGAGGAGACGGUCCGACACCAGCCGACACCGAAGAGAGUGUGGUGAAGGUGGUGGCCUCCGCCCACGCGCUGUGUGCCUUGCAGGCGGAUGGAUGCGUGAUCUUCUGGGGGCGUUUUGGAGAAGUCUCUGCGGAUGCAGUUUGGAAGAACUCUUCACAAAGUUGUGGAGUUCGUGACAUUUUUGCUUCCACCGAAGCCUUUGCUGUGUUGAAAUACGAUGGUGCUGUGAUCACCUGGGACGAAGAAGGUGAGCACCUACAGCACGUGGCUGUCUCACCUGACAGCGAAGGUCUUGGGGAAGCCCCUUCCGUGUCGAAUCCGGUCAUUGACAUGGUUGGAGGCUUUCAUUCCUUUGCGGCCCUGAAAAGUGAUGGAACCGUGAUAACGUUCGGGCACCAAGAGUACGGUGGAGAUUCGAGCUCUGUACAAAAAGAUCUGAGGGAUGUGUUGAGGAUUGAGGAUCGGGGGAUCUUUCAUCGUGGCUUUGUUGCAUGGAAGGCCAAUUCCACGGCUGUGAUUUGGGGACACGAAAAGUCAGGGGUCCCGCUGUCUUCCCAAGUCAUCACUGGCGUGCGACAAGUGGAACUGAUGCUCAGGAGGCACUGGGCCGGUGCAGUCUUAAAGACUGACGGCACGGCCUUCGCCUUUGGCAACGCACUCUGGGCCUUCGGCGACGUGGGCGAGGCCCAAGGACGCUUGCAAAAUCUACGGCAGAUCCUUUGCCCCAGAUACGCCUGUGCAGCACUGCGAGAGGACGGCUCAGUGGUGACUUGGGGCCAAAAGGCCUUUGGUGGGUCUGGUGGACCUGGUGUGCAGAACGUCUCGGAGCUCUUUGGCACCCCGUAUUCCUUUGUGGCGCUUCUUCGCGAUCCAAGGCACGGAUCUUCCUCGGAAGGCCUUCAUGCGAUCGCUUGGGGUCACAGUCACUAUGGUGGAGAUCUCAACUUUCCAGAGCGACUGCCGCGAGCGCUGCACAAUGUCAAGACCAUCCACAGCCAUUGUGAUGGCCUCAACAAUGGUGUUUUCAUUGCAGAACGCAAUGACCAUGAUGGACUGCAAUUCCAAGCUUGGGGAGAUCCCAGGUAUGGUGCUUCAUUGCCAUCGUUCAACACCGCCACCAGUCGACUCCUCUUUGGGCCGCCGAAUUUCACCAGUACCACCCGAAGUCGCAGCAGCACCACCCGAAGUCGCAGCAGUACCACCCGAACUAGUCGGUCAUCCACAACCACCACGAGUAGCGCAACCACCACCACUGCCACCACCACCACUGCCACCACCACCACUUCCACCACCGCUACUGCAACCACCAAUACUGCAACUACAACAACAUUAACCACGGGCACUGGGACGUCAACAACCACUAGUAUCUUGACGCCUACGUGA
Durusdinium trenchii is the source of this 2403-nucleotide messenger RNA. Lineage: Eukaryota; Dinophyceae; Suessiales; Symbiodiniaceae. The record is from the annotation of a GenBank genome assembly.